CAGACAUAAGGAAGGAAUAAUACAGACUGAGGAAUACAACUGCAACAAUGGAAAGAGCUGGAGAAAUUGUGCAAAGUGUUAUCUCAGGGCACUUUGAUUUAAGAAAACAGCAGAUCCAGGAAGCUCCCUAUCCAAAUGAAGAUAAUCAGAAUUUUGCCUGUUCAGGACAGUCAAGUGUUAGACAACACAAAAUCCAGGAACGUCCCUUCUGUCGUGAUCCUAAUUCAUCCUGCACUGGUUCUGCAGGCCAACAGAAUCAAAGACACCAGUCCAAACUACAGGAAAUUCCCCUCCAUGAUGGAGACAGGCAGAACUCUGGUUCUUCAGGACAGAGUCCUGGUUAUACAGGACAGCAGAACAGGAGACCGCAACACAAAUUUCAGGAACCUCCCCAGGCAUCGGACCAGCAGCAGGACUCUUCUUCAUCUAGCAUGAACCCUUACGCUGCCCUGGUGGACUGUCUGCGAGCCACCUGGCUAACAGGAAAGACGCGCCCUGUGGACUAUCGGAGGACCCAGCUGGAGGCACUGAGCCGCUUUCUGGAGGAGAAUGAAACAGAAAUCUUGCAUGCCUUGAGUGUAGACAUGCGCAGGCCUCCUUUUGAAGGAUACCUUGCUGACAUUUCUGUGACUAAGAAUGAAGUGAACAAUGCACUCAACAACCUGUGCUACUGGAUGAAAGAUGAGUCUGUGGACAAGAACCUGGCCACCAAGCUUGACUGUGCCUUUGUUCGCAAGGACCCGUUUGGUGUGGUGCUCAUCAUUUCGCCUUUUAACUAUCCCUUCCACCUCACUUUGAUUCCUAUGGUGGGGGCCAUUGCAGCUGGGAACUGUGUGAUUGUGAAACCUUCAGAGCAAAGCAGCUGCAGUGAAAAGCUCUUGGCUGAAGUGCUGCCUUCCUACCUUGACCCAGAUACCUUUGCUGUGGUGACAGGUGGCCCUGAACCAACCACCAGAUUACUAGAGAACAAGUUUGAUUACAUCAUGUUUACAGGGAGUCCCCGUAUUGGAAAGAUUGUCAUGACUGCAGCCGCCAAACACUUGACCCCAUUGACUUUGGAGCUGGGAGGCCAAAAUCCCUGCUAUGUGGAUUGCUGCUGCAAUUUCCAGAAUGCAGCCAACAGAAUAGUAUGGGCAAAGUUCUUCAAUUGUGGCCAGACUUGCCUUGCACCAGACUAUGUGAUCUGCACCAUUGAAACACAAGAGAGGCUAAUGCCCUGCCUGCGUCAGGCUAUUCGUUGUUUCUAUGGCUGCAACCCUCGAGACUCACCUGACUACGGUCGCAUGAUCAAUGACAAGCAUUUCCAGCGCAUCCGCACACUCCUGGAGUGUGGCCGAGUAGCCAUUGGAGGAGAGACAGAUGAGUGUGACCGUUACAUUGCUCCCACAGUGAUGGCUGAUGUGAAGGAAUGGGAGCCAAUCAUGCAACAGGAAGUCUUUGGGCCUAUCUUGCCCAUUUUCACUGUGAGGGACUUGGAUGAAGCCAUACAAUAUAUCAAUAGCAAGGAACGUCCAUUGGCUGCCUAUGCCUUCUCCUGUGACUCCAAGGUUGUGAAUCGGGUAUUGGAUUGCACCAGCAGUGGUGGCUUCUGUGGCAAUGAUUGCAUGAUGCAAGCAACGCUGAUCUCCUUACCAUUUGGUGGAAUUGGAUACAGUGGAUUUGGCAUGUACCAUGGCAAAUACGGCUUCGACACUUUCACUCACCACCGUGGCUGCCUCUCUCGCUGCAUGGGCUUAGAGGCAAUCAACUGUAUACGUUACCCACCCUACAACCAACGCAAAUUGGACCUGAUGAUCUCCACAACAGAAGUGAGACGCAGGAGCUUUUGCACCCUGCUGUGA
Euleptes europaea (tarantolino) is the source of this 1841-nucleotide messenger RNA. Its product is annotated as aldehyde dehydrogenase family 3 member B1-like. Gene Ontology annotation, biological process: aldehyde metabolic process. The record is from RefSeq and is a predicted model, not a curated record. Lineage: Eukaryota; Metazoa; Chordata; Lepidosauria; Squamata; Sphaerodactylidae. Gene Ontology annotation, cellular component: cytoplasm. Bases 48 to 1841 code for a protein of 597 amino acids. Gene Ontology annotation, molecular function: aldehyde dehydrogenase (NAD+) activity. The transcript has 11 exons.